AUGUUGUUUUUAAUAUCUCGCGAUACUCGUUCGACCAAUCGCUGUUUAAAGGGAGUUUUCCGCACCCAGACAAACACACCUGUGACUGUUCUGGUGAGAAGUCGCUGUUGGAGGAGUUUCUCCUCGGUUUUUACACUACAAAGAGGACAACGGGACUUUUCCUUACCCACUGACGUAGUGGCAGUUACAAGACAAAACCACGCCAAUAAGAGGGCUGUCAAACAUAAAAAGAUGGUUGCUGAAGCUCCAAAGCCUCCAGCUGCUGUUCCAUCACUGAAGCAUGCUCCUGGCAUGUACAAAGGCAAGAUUAUCCAGUCAAAAAUCACAUCCAUUUGGAAGUCAAGUAGCAGUGUAGGUGAGGCAGAUCCCAAACCAUCAGCACCCAAAACAGAGAGCCAAAAGGCUGGAAACAUGACGAAGAUGGAGUCCAAGUCUGCUGCUGACACACUAAGGAAUGGUGCACAGAAACCUGCACCUACAAGAGCUAAACUUGCAAACUGGCUGGCUUCAAAGGGCAAGACAUUCAAAAGACCUGCCAUGACAACAGCAGUCCAACAAAAAACAAAAUUUUCUACAAAACCUUCAAGUGGACCUAAACCUCAGACUCAGUCUCAUGCUGAGACUCAGUCAGUCAAACAAAACUACCCUGAACCUGAGCAUGUUCAGGAAGCAGAGAAUCCAGACCCUGCUGCUGCUCACUGUGCAGAUACUCAGAGAGCAGAGGUGACAACACACUGUCAAACACCUGCCGUCGUGAACACGACUCUGAACCUGCUGGAGGACUCUGACGAUCUGUGUGAAGGCCAGCAGGACAGAGUGGAUGAUAUUGUUGUGGACCUCUGUGAUGCUUUGGAGGCCAUGGAGAUGCCCUCCAGAUGCAAUGAUGAAGUCUUACAGGGGACAGACCUUUGUGCUGAGGUUGAGAAGGCAGACAGUGCUAAAGGCGGGAUGGAGACCACACCACCAAGGGAAGGAGCUUCUGUGGUGAAGUACAGUGUGAAGACCACGCCGUACCUGCAGAGUGUGAAGAAGAUAAUUGAAGGUGCGGCCGGGUCAAGUUCCUCCAGGAAAAAGAAUAACAUACAUGACUUGAAGUUUGUAACCCCGGUGCGUCGCUCUCUUCGUAUCCAGCGUAAAUUGUCCCGCAUGCCAACAAUAAUAAGAGGUCACGAUCCCUGUAUGUCGUCACUGGCUGAGCUGGAGAAGCUGGGAGAUGAUCCUACCGCCUACAUUUACAGAAAAAACCUCGCAAUGUUAGCAGGCCUACCAGCCUCAAGCCUGAGGAGCUGGGACACUAUAUCUUUCUAAGGUGGUUUUUACUGAUCUGUUUAAGUUAUGAUGUAUAAAUUAAUAAUUUUAAUUGUCAUUAAAAGAAUUUUAACAGA
Molecule: messenger RNA, 1385 nt
Organism: Cheilinus undulatus (humphead wrasse)
Lineage: Eukaryota; Metazoa; Chordata; Actinopteri; Labriformes; Labridae
Product: cytoskeleton-associated protein 2-like
Exons: 7
Coding region: 1-1308 (435 amino acids)
Biological process (GO): negative regulation of microtubule depolymerization
Cellular component (GO): microtubule cytoskeleton
Source: RefSeq, a predicted model, not a curated record